AGUUUACCUUAGUGUCAUUUUCAGUUGUGUCUUGUGUGCAAACUGUAAAGCUGCAAAAUGUGUGCAUCCUUUACAAUAAAAAUAAAUAGUGACAUCGAUCAAUACAUUUGCAUUGCUCAGUAAUACUUUUCACCUUACCAACCUACGCAGUACGCACAGUCUAUUUAAGAACGAGAAAUUGCGCACAGUGAUUUUUCAUAAUGGAUAUCUUAAUCACUCUUUUUUAUAUUCUUUUUUCGAUUUGUGUUGUAUAUCCUCCCGCUGAGUUUGUUUCCGCCGGUUUUACUAUAGCUCAACUCUUCGACAAUUGGCUUGGCUCCGAAAAUACGAAUUUUAUUGGAUAUCAUAUGAAGAGAACAACUAUAACUGUUUUAAUACAUUCGAUGCUGCCAGCUGGGUACCUCGCAACACUCUGGUGCGGUGGUGUGCGUGGAGAGUGGAUGCUAUCGGCUGCAGCCGCUGUAUUGAUAAUCCCAUUUUACAUGGGGUACAAAAUGGUCAGUUGGUGGGAAUAUGACAAGAGUAAGCACCCUGUUGUAAAAGCUUUACAACCUUAUGUGACACCAGGAAUCGAUUGGAGAGUCGUGGCAUCCAACUUCAAUGUGGAGUUUCGAAGUGUGGAUAAAGUAUCGAUAACAUUAAGUGCAACCAGCAAAUUUGUUGUUACUCACUCGUGGCUUGUUAAAGUAACUCAAUAUGGCAUAAACUUGGUGAAACAGAGAGACUGUGCAUUGGUAGCGACUGCGACUGACAGCCACAACUUAUCAACAUCGGGUGAGGAUGAAGUACAAUAUGUGAAUAUAGAAGCGAUCCCAUCAAGGGAUGACAUCAAAAAAUUCACAUUUAGGAUUUCGACAACGUCUCUGAGAGACUUACAACCAAGAUUAGACAGAGCAAUACGAGUCCCUGAGCAUAUAUCUCUGCUGCCCACACUAAUUGAGAGAUUUGUAGAUGUUUUCAAACAGCAUGUCGAGCAGAAUCCUGUUUACCAAAUUGAUGAGGAAGUGGAGCUAUGCAUCGGAUGCAUGCAAAACCCGGCUGAUGUAAAGUUAGACCGUCGCUGCGUCCCGCCGCCUCCGCAUAUCGAGGACGAGCACUUGCCGUGUCAACAGUGCAAUUGCAGGGUGCUGUGGUGCACGGCGUGCAUGGCGCGCUGGUGGGCGGCGCGCGCGGGCGGCGCGCCGGCGUCGUGGCUGGCGGCGCGCGGCUCGUGCCCCGUGUGCCGCGCGCCCUUCUGCCUGCGCGACGUGCGCCCCGCGCGGCCCGCGCGCCGCGCCGCCUCCUGACGCCGCGCGCCGCUCGUGACGCGCGCUCGCCUCGCCCGACUGCUCUCGAAGUUCAACCGGUCGACGAACGUUUGUAUCAUAGUACUCGUCUCCUGCGCGCCCUUUUUGGCGAUAUGUUUCGUCCAGCUUCCUAAGCGACUUUACCACUUCUCUGAGUGAGUGCCGAUCGAAGAUUGGGUACUGCUCGGUCUAUUUGAUUUUUAGAAGUUUAAAUACAUAAUAAAUAUCUGAUUACCAUCAAUAUCUUAUUGGUAUUUAAAUUUUUCUGUGUGUUAUUAUCGUUUGUAGAAAACGUGUCGUAGCUAAUAAAU
Messenger RNA from Vanessa tameamea, 1597 nucleotides. Its product is annotated as E3 ubiquitin-protein ligase TM129. The record is from RefSeq and is a predicted model, not a curated record. NCBI's taxonomy places the organism in Eukaryota, Metazoa, Arthropoda, Insecta, Lepidoptera, Nymphalidae. Gene Ontology annotation, biological process: protein ubiquitination. Bases 201 to 1286 code for a protein of 361 amino acids. Gene Ontology annotation, molecular function: ubiquitin protein ligase activity. Gene Ontology annotation, cellular component: endoplasmic reticulum; membrane. The transcript is spliced from 5 exons.